Molecule: messenger RNA, 4105 nt
Organism: Cololabis saira (Pacific saury)
Lineage: Eukaryota; Metazoa; Chordata; Actinopteri; Beloniformes; Belonidae
Gene: b3gnt2b
Product: UDP-GlcNAc:betaGal beta-1,3-N-acetylglucosaminyltransferase 2b
Exons: 3
Coding region: 309-1499 (396 amino acids)
Cellular component (GO): membrane
Molecular function (GO): hexosyltransferase activity
Source: RefSeq, a predicted model, not a curated record
GGGAGGAAACACAAACGCCGGCGGACGCACAAAAGAGAAGAUAAAGAGAAGACGACGUGUUGCCGCUGGGAAGAAAUAUGGAUUUAUUUCACUUCUCCGUUUCUGACUGACGAAGGACGGAGCAAGUCAAGGCCUUCCUUCCUCCGCUCCCCGCCCUCCAGCUUCCUCCCUGCCCCCCAUUCCCCAUUGGCUGCUGUCCCCGUAGGUGGCGAUAAACAUGGGGUAAGGCACUUGGGACGAGACGCCAAGACAACACAAGCCGAGGAGGCCCACUCACCUGCACAGGUGGUGUCGAGUGCACAGCUGUCAUGGCGCUGCGGAGGAAGCUGAAGAUCACGGUGACGGUGAUGAUGGUGAACCUCUUCAUCUUCAUCCUCAUCUCCCGGAACGGCAGCCAGGACAAAAAUGCGAGCCGCAAGCCCCGCGUCCCCUCCAAGCCCUUCUGGGCCAGGCAGACCCCCAGCCCCGCUUACUGGAACCACCAGCAGCAGAUCCGGGACUUCCAGAACAAUCCCGUCCUGAUGUCCAACUACAGCGGGGGGGACAUGCCCGACUGGCUCAACGACACCAGUCUGGGCUCCGACCCCUGCCGGCCCAACCUCCGGGUGACCACUCAGGUGAAGGACUACAACUCUCUCCCGGACCGCUUCAAGGACUUCCUGCUCUACAUGCGCUGCCGCUCGUACCCCGUCAAGAGGGACCAGCCGGGUAUUUGCGAGGAGCCGCCGUUCCUGCUGCUCGCCGUCAAGUCCCUGGAGCCGCACUUUGACCGGCGCCAGGCCAUCCGCCAGUCCUGGGGGCGGGCGGGCGUCCUGGCCAACCGGACCGUGGCCACGGUUUUCCUCCUGGGCAACGCCACGGCGGUGGACCACCACCCAGACCUGUCCCGGAUGCUCAACUACGAGAGCGCACACCACAAAGACAUAGUUCAGUGGGAUUUCCGGGACUCCUUCUUCAAUUUGACUGUUAAGGAAGUGCUGUUCCUGGAGUGGAUCCAGACGCGCUGCUCGGGGGCUCGCUUCAUCUUCAAAGGGGACGACGAUGUUUUCGUCAACACCCAUCGCAUCCUGGACUUCCUCAAGGGCCUAUCGGGGCCCAAAGCUAGGGACUUGUUUGUGGGGGACGUUAUCACCAACGCGGGGCCACACAGAGACAAGAGGGUGAAAUACUUUAUCCCCGAGAGCAUGUACGUGGGGGGGUACCCUCCGUACGCAGGAGGGGGGGGAUACCUGUACUCCGGUGACAUCGCCGCCCGCCUGCACAACGUCUCCAAGCACGUGGCGCUUUACCCCAUAGACGACGUCUACACCGGCAUGUGUAUGCGGAAGUUGGGGCUGGCCCCCGAGAAGCACAAGGGCUUCAGGACCUUUAACAUAGAGGAGAAGUACAGGUCCAACCCCUGCGCUUACAAGAGCUUGAUGCUGGUUCACCCCAGAACGCCGCAGGAGAUGAUCCAGAUCUGGUCGUGGCUCAGCCGAGCAGACUUGAGCUGCCAGUGACGGCGGCCCAGCGGGGCCCGGCUGAAGACACGCAGAUCCCCGAAGCCAAAGUGACAAAUAUUUCCCUCGUGAGCAGGGUCCCGGCUUCCACGUUGGCAGCUUUAAGUUAGGACAUGGGUGGGAUUGUCACUCGGAGCCUCAUCUCGGCACGGCUCCAUCGUGGCCUAAAAGUAAGGAUGGAUUCAAAGUUGGCUCCCCUGUUUAGUUUUUUUUUUAAAAAUCUAAUCCUGCUUCGCCGUUGACCGAGCUUCACCCAAAGUGAUUGUCACAUAUUUAUGUCACAACUAUUUAUACAGCCUUUUAAAUGCUUUAACACUGUGUAUCGGCUCCGUGGUGGAGAUUCUUAAUGCUGUAUUAAACGAUGUAAGAACAUAAAUCCUGGAAGUGUUCACCAGUUACUCCUGUUUGUUUCAGCAAAGCUCACAGCAUCAUGAAAGGUUUUGGUUAAAGUGGGUGGUUUUCACACGCAGACGGAUAUUUCCGUCGGCUUCAGUAGAAGUUGCUGGUGAACACUUCCGUUGAGUUUUGCUGGAGGCUUCAUUCGUGCUGCUAUUCCCAUCCGUAUUCCCUAAAGUAUUUACUUGUGACUCACUCCAACUGAACUGGUUUCUCUCCAUGAAGACUCGUUCCCCCGUCUUUGACUUCAAAUUACAAACUGUUCACUCUCUCGAGCGGGAAAGUUUUUCAGUUUAUUCUCAGUCACUUAAUCCUGUUUAAAAUUCUCUGAUGCGCCGUUUAAGUCGUGCUUUCUGUCAUUUUGGUUCAACUGAACUUUAAAGUCCUCACACGGCUUCACAAUGGGGAGGUUUGGUGGAGUGAACACAGUUUUUCUUUCAGGGACCAGAGAGAGAUGUUUAGUUCAGCUUUGCUGGACCUGCUUUGACGUGGAUGGAGAAAAUCCAAAUGCUGUCCGAUCUGCUUCAGGUCUGCGAGGAAACCUGCUGACGUAAACCCCCAAGUGCAUCUUCAGACACGUGGGUUUUGUCCGGCUCCCUGAGCGGAGCUGCAUCCAGGUGCACAAGUUGUCUGCAAGUGUUUAAUGCUGCUUCCCAGUGAUUAAAGUGCUUUUUUUUAAAACAAACAGGUUCGGCAACAACACACCACUGCUACAUCGCUUCCAUUUCAUCACAAAUCUGCCUCUAAAAUGUUUACUGUUAACUUAGAUGCCUUCAUUUAAAAAGAAGAAACAAAAAAAAAAGACUACAUCUGUUUAAAAUAGACUUUGCUCCCUGUUUUAACAUCCGUUAAAAUCCGUUCUGCCUUCUUUUGAGGACCCGUACGUCGAUCAACAUUUUAAAGUGAAGGAUUCCUGUAUUCUGUAAGAGUUGGUGACGUGGUUUGUUACUUUCUAUCCGUGUAAAAUCAGGCACUCUAAAUGUACUGUUUUCAAGACUCAGAGGUAAAUGACAACAGAGAGAUAUUUAUAUCAGAGAUGGGUUUUUACCUCAUUUAGAGAUGAUUCACUCUGAUUUAUUCACUCAUAUCUGUUCAGAGACACGUAGGAGCAAUCCACCUUCAGUAUUUUGACUUUUGGUUGGAGUCAGAUGUUUGGUCUUUGUGUUUUUUGUUUUGUUUUGUUUGUUUUUCUAAGAAAGGAGAAGGUGAUGUUACAGCUUUGUUAGAGCUCCUCCUGCUGGUCGGGAUCGGAAGUUCUGGCCUCCUUAUAAACCAUGGUCUGUGUGACUCAAAGCUUUAAUCCAGAAGUUAUUUUAACAAUCCGUGUAUUGUUUCCCUCUUUGCCUCCUUUGCUAAAUGAUCACUCAGGCUAAGUUCUCCCUCUACCGGGGACAGGAAGCUGGGGUUUCCCACAUUCGGAGGAGGUGAAGUUGAUUGGCAACUCUUGGAUAUUAAUUGGACUUUUUGAGACCAUCUGUCUCCACGUUGGUUUAAACAAACACUAAUAAAAGGAGGUAAAGAGUUGAGGGGAGCGGUUUAUUUAAGUUUUGUCACACUUUCAUGAGUUUCUCUGUAGUUUCUUGACCCUCCCAACAUCAAUGCGUUACAUUGACUCACUGCACUCAGUUUGUCCACACGAAGUGUUUACAAGUUUAUCUUAAGUCAUCACUUAUUUUUUUUAUAAUCAUCACUUCUUUCUGAAUCAGAUUUGUUUCCUGUUGUACAAAUAAACUUCACAUUUCGCCUUGACAUGCCAUCACUUCAUGCUCAAGUGGAACCUUUCGCCGUCAGCUGUGCCUCACCUUGUAAUUUUCUGAAGCUUUUUAAUCAUCGUGUAACUCAGCCGUGUGUCUGAACCGUCAGUGUUUUCUUCUGUACAUGUUCUUGAGCUUCUGUAGUUGUUCCUCCCACCAGGAACGCCGUGGGCUGAAUGUAAACACGGUCUCAUCAACUCCAUGACUUCUUUGUCUCAUGUCCGUGUCAGCGGGGGCACAGUGCUAGACGGAUGUUGAUCAAACCUUUAAUCUGGCUUCAUUAGCGUCUAUUACUGAUGCCGAUCAUUGUUUUACAGCAACUGCACUGGCCUAAAAUGAUUACCAAAUCUUUGUCUGAUAUUGUACUGUAUGUGUAAGAAUGUCUUUUAACUGUGUUAAACAUAAUUGUUUAACAUAACUUGAUUGUCAAUAAAGUUCUAUUUUGUUGUUUUUGUA